AUGUUUGUUGAGUUGGCCAGGCCGUCCGAGGACGUGAUCAGUUGCAUCAAGUUUGCGCCUACGGGCAGGCAUCUACUGGCUUCGUCUCUGGAUGGAAACCUUAAUCUUUAUGGUACUUCAUCGGCCCAAAAAGUAGCAAACGUGUCACUGGGAGAGACCAGUGCGGCUCUGAGUGUUGAUUGGUUGGAUACCAUAGCAGUGGCUGGUUGUGUCGAUGGAAGAGUGAAAGUCGUGGACUUUGAAAGACAAACCGCGUCUUGUGUGGGCGAUCCGCACUCGCUAGGGGUCUCUUCUGUGACCACUGUGAACUCACGUGGACUUGUUGUUGCCGGAUCGUGGGAUAAAUCUAUGCAAUUGAUCGACUCGCGAUCUGGAGAAGCAGAAACGCAUCGUCUGGAGGCGAAAGUUUUUGCUCUAGACUCUAUAGACGACUGCAUUGUCGCCAGUAUGGGCGGAAAUACUGUCAAUAUCUACGAUGUGCGACAAAUGGCCACUCCGUUGAUAUCCAGACGAAACGAACUUAAGUACCAGGCGAGGAGCUUGAGCUGCAUGCCCAGCGGGAAGGGCUACGCUCUCGGGUCAGUCGAGGGAAGAAUAUCAGUCGAGUAUUUGGACCAGAGCGAUAAUUUCUGCUUUAAAUGUCAUCGGCAGGCGACUACUGAUGGAAAGGAUCUCGUGGACCCUGUCAAUGCUUUGGUAUUCCAUGGGACAAGUGGAAGUCUGAUUUCCGGGGGAAAAGACGGCUACGUGUGUUUAUGGGACGUUCACUCGAAGAAGCGAACGAAAAGAUAUGCGCGCUUUGACAGCUCUGUGGUUGCUCUGGAUUAUGCGCAUGCUGAAGGCAAGGAGUUGCUCGCAGUCGCUUGCAGUGAUGAUGAUUACAAAGUGAUGGAGGGUCCAGGCGAUAAAGCGCAUUCUGGCACUGUUACUGGAUCAAGACUAUAUAUUCGUGAGAUGGAAACCGAUGAGAGUCUUGGAAAGACGAGUUGA
Messenger RNA from Kuraishia capsulata CBS 1993, 990 nucleotides. RefSeq lists its product as uncharacterized. The transcript is spliced from 2 exons. Bases 1 to 990 code for a protein of 329 amino acids. Gene Ontology annotation, molecular function: ubiquitin binding. Gene Ontology annotation, cellular component: mitotic checkpoint complex; bub1-bub3 complex; kinetochore. The record is from RefSeq and is a predicted model, not a curated record. Gene Ontology annotation, biological process: mitotic spindle assembly checkpoint signaling. Lineage: Eukaryota; Fungi; Ascomycota; Pichiomycetes; Pichiales; Pichiaceae.